Messenger RNA from Portunus trituberculatus (swimming crab), 2325 nucleotides. RefSeq names its product ets DNA-binding protein pokkuri-like (gene edl). The transcript is spliced from 3 exons. The record is from RefSeq and is a predicted model, not a curated record. Bases 150 to 524 code for a protein of 124 amino acids. Gene Ontology annotation, molecular function: sequence-specific DNA binding. NCBI's taxonomy places the organism in Eukaryota, Metazoa, Arthropoda, Malacostraca, Decapoda, Portunidae.
GACAACGGGAGGGAAAUUAGAACCGUAUGGGUUUUCGAACUCGUGAAAAUUAGUCCCGUGUCAGACGUUGUCGUGUUCGGUGGGUGGGGAGUGUACUGCCGAAAUAUAUUCUGUGAUAACUGGCCAGCUGCUCCACGCUGAGACACAAGAUGCGUUCCGAGGUGCUGGUGGAGAUGGCAGGCGGAGGCGGGCGCUCCUCCACGCCCACCGAAGACCUGAUGAGCAGCGGUUGGCUUUACCACGUGCACGACCUCUCCUUUAAGACACUCAGGGACCGGGAGCACGCCGUCAGGAGCUCCUUGCCGCACGAUCCGAGGACGUGGAGCAGAGAAGACGUGCACCGCUGGCUUCACCACGUGUCUGAAGCGCACCAGCUGCCCAGGGUGUUCCCCGAGCGCUUCCUCAUGAACGGCAAGGCUCUCUGCCUCAUGACUCUGGACAUGUUCGUGCAGCGGGUUCCCCUCGGAGGCAAACUUCUCUAUAAGGACUUUCAGCUUCGCCUCUGCAACGCCAUGUACGCCUGAGAGAGCUUCGCUGUGGUGAUGCGUCUCGGGUUCUCCAGUGAGGAUGGAAACUCGCUAUCCGUGUGGCUGUAGUGGGUCCUGGUGUCUAUACGUGUGUUUUGGGUAUUGAUGAUUGCGUAGCCGUAGCAGGAGCGGUGACGUAGGGCUGUGGCGUGGUGCUCUUCAUCUCUUCGGUGAUGUGAUUCGUUCCAUCAUUCACUCACAGCUACGUCGUUACUGGAAGACUUACUGACUGCUGUGUGUCUCCUGUGACUUGUGUCUCUUCCUGUGAGUGUGGAGUGCCGGCGUGGCAGUGUGGUGGUCUCCCACACGGUGCUAAGAACACAAAGAUUAGAAACUUGAGCGCCCGAGUACCUGUAUCUAAUGUGGAAUCGCUUCUCACUGUCCUGAACCGCACGUCGACGCCAUAAUUUCCUCAGGUAGGAUGAUCUGGAAGGAAAACCCACCUCGCCUUCUCACGUCAUGCAGUGUCUUCAUGGAUCUCCUCUCCGCGGUGACUUGGCGGCCUUGCGGCUGAGCGGGACACUCCGAGCCAAGGGAGAAUGGGCGCAAUGGUACAUAGAGUACAAUGCUUGCCGCUGCCUGGCCCUCCGCGGCGGCGAGGAAAUGGGCUCCUUUGUGAUGCUUCGCAGAGGCUGUUGAAGCCUUCCCUCUCCCACCCCGUCCCGCCCCGCCCCUCCAUCCUCCCGUGGGUAGCGUGAGGGAGGGAAGGGCGCUCGGCUGACCACCCUCGCACCGCCCUUCGCCCUCCAACACCAGGCCGGCCAACAAACAGGAAACCGGUACACGGCACUUCCUGGUCCCGGCCGCGGCGCCGAGGGGAAGCGUCGCACUUCCGUCCAACAUCACCAAUAGCCUCCCUCCCCCUCGUUCACCACCACCACCACUUUUACAACAGCCACUUCAACAACAAGAACAAGGAGGAGAGGAAGAAGAAGGAGAAGAAUCACAAUCGGCAGUAGAGUUUAACUUGUUCUGUUCUGUAUUGUUGACAAUUGUAACUCAUUUUAGACGUUCAUCUUUCUCAUUCAAGCACUGCUACCAUUAUUAUUGAUGCUGCUGCUGUUGUUGCUGUUAUUGUUGAUCUUGUUAUAAGAAGUAACAGUAUUAUAAAUCAUUAUCAUCAUCAUCAUCAUCAACUAGUAAUCACAACAAUAACAGCAGCAGCAGCAGCAGCAGAAACAAGAACAACAGUGGCAGGAGAAAUAGCAGCAGCAACAGUAGCAUUAACAACAACAACAACAACUACUACUACUACUACUACUACUACUACUACUACUACUACUACUACUACUACUACUACUACUACAAUAAUCCUUGCCUCGACUGCCAUGAUUAACACAGACUCACUACAGAUUUUCUUGGCAUGUGUUCGCCCUGCCCUGAGUGCCGCGAGGGUUGGGGGCGGUGCGGUGGUUGGGGAGGUAGGGAGGGGGCGUGGCGGGGGGUCGGGAGGGUACAAGGGGUAGCGGACAUCCUGGUAGUCAAUCGAGAAUCAAUGUUGUAAUAGACGACCCGCCCUCCGCCACACAACUGUCACUUCCGCCCUGGUGCCAUACACACACACACACACACACACACACACACACACACACACACACACACACACGAGGGUUAGCAUUAUUGGGUACGAUUUAAAAACCUAUCCAGUGUCCACACAUCUCCAUCAUGGAUCUCCAAAUUCCCUUUUUUUUUCUUUCAUCUUAUUUACCUUUACUUAUUGAUUCGUUCAUAUUUUCUUUUGUUUCAUUUGUUUUGUUUUGUUUGCUCGUUUCUUUCUUUGGCGCUUCUUUUCAUGAGC